CAGAUCAAUUAGUACAUCCAAAAUCUAAAGAUCCAGCAAUCUACCGCUAAAUAUCAUCAACAUGAAGGUUUUCGUUUGUGCUUUGGUAUGCUUGGCCGUGGUUGUUGCUGAACCACCAGUACCAAGUAACCGUUAUCUCCCAGGAGCAACCUUCAACAGUGCUGUAACUAAAUACGAAGGCAAUUUCCCAUCUGCAACUUAUGGAACACCCACUCAAUACAGCAUUCCUUCUCAACAUUAUCUUCCUUCUCAAUACAACGCUCCUUCUCACCAAACUUACAACACCCCUUCCACUCAAUAUGGUGCACCAACGCAAUAUAAUCAACAUGAAGAAUCUCAACCAAUUAUUUCAUCAUCCCAAUACGUUGCACCAUCGACUCAGUAUGGAGUUCCAUCUCAAUAUAACGCCCCAUCUUCCCAAUACGGAGUUCCAGCUGUAAGAUCUAACACCCCAUCGACAACCUAUGGCGUUCCCUCUGCUAAAUAUGGAGUACCAUCAGCUAGAUACGGAACUCCAAGUUAUGCUAGAUCAAACUAUGAAGAACACUCCGAACCAGCUAACUACAACUUCCAAUACGAUGUUCAAGAACAACACGAAGGUACCGAUUUCGGACACGCUGAAACUCGCCAAGGUGAACACGCUCAAGGUAGAUAUUACGUUACUCUUCCUGAUGGUAGGAAACAAACCGUUGAUUACACCGCCGAUGAACAAGGAUUCAAACCACAAAUUUCCUAUGAAAAAACCAACAACUACGCUUCCAGAUCUGGAAACUACAACAAUCAAGGUUACGUAAAUGGGGGAUAUUCUCAAAAUGGAUAUUAAUUUUUAAAUUAAAACGAAAAUUCAAUUACUUUAUUGACGAUCAACUUUGUACCUGUGAAAUGAUUCCCUAAUAAAAAUUUUAUUUGUA
Molecule: messenger RNA, 911 nt
Organism: Onthophagus taurus
Lineage: Eukaryota; Metazoa; Arthropoda; Insecta; Coleoptera; Scarabaeidae
Product: pro-resilin-like
Cellular component (GO): extracellular matrix
Source: RefSeq, a predicted model, not a curated record